AUGAUAGAAUUUCACUCCGGUCACAUUGACCUCGCAGAAUAUCUCGUCGCCCUUCUCCAAAUACUUAUCCUGAUUGUUAUGGACCUCCACGGGCACCUCAUCCAAUUGAAUCAGAUCUUUGCCCACUUGGAAUUGAGAUCCAAUCGGUGGAUCGUCGAAACUGAACAUUCCCGGGCGGCCGAGAGCCGUGGUGAGACGAUCGAUGAGGUCUCGAGAUUCUUCGAUCGAUUGGGAGCCGGUGGACACUUUGAAUGGGGGAGAGAUGAAUGGACGGUUACGCAUGUUGGCCGUGAUCAUGUGCGUCUGGAAAUAAAAGAGAUUUGA
Caenorhabditis remanei is the source of this 324-nucleotide messenger RNA. RefSeq lists its product as uncharacterized. The transcript has a single exon. The coding region runs from base 1 to 324 and encodes 107 amino acids. The record is from RefSeq and is a predicted model, not a curated record. Lineage: Eukaryota; Metazoa; Nematoda; Chromadorea; Rhabditida; Rhabditidae.